AUGCCAGCUUACUUUCACGCAAACAAAUGCCUUUUCUAUGCACUUGGAAAUACUACUAAGAACUCACAGCCCCUAUUUAACACCCCAUUGAGCUGGUCCCUUGAAUCCAAGCGUGCUAAUCACGAUGCAUGGGCCAUUAUUGGUCCACAGUCCACACGAUUGAUAAAAGCGCUAUUUAAGCAAUCCGAUAAAUCAGUUCCAGCUACUGCGCUAUCUCACCCACUCGCUGAUUCCGCUAAAUGCUAUCCCUGGGAGACUUACAGCAUCGCAAACUUCUCCACUCGUUUACUCAGCUCUGCGGAUGGAUUUGUGGAUUAUACAGCACGUUAUGGCAGUCUGAGAGGCGAUGAGACGCAGACUGUGCUGUCAUAUCUGAUGAACAGAGUACCGAGGAAUGGAAGCAAUACAGAAAGCGAUACAGAUGACAAGGUGCUUGCUUUCGUCGCUGAAAUCGCUCACAAACUCGAUUUAAAGAAGCUGCUUGACCGCCCAUUGAUCGGUCUGAGUAACGGACAAUCGCGAAGACUGAAGAUUGCACAUGCAUUGCUGCUCCGUCGCAGUCUCUUGGUGCUUGAAGAGCCCUACACCGGUCUCGACCCACCAUCUCGCGCCAGACUGAGCCAGCUACUUGAGACUCUCCACAGAUCAAUGAGUCCUAAUGUUCUACUUCUUCUGAAACCCUCAGACUCUUUGCCUGACUACAUCACUCACGUCCUCCAAAUCAAUGACGAUGGUGUCAUUCAAUCGGGUCCUAAGGAUGAGGUGCUUAGUGUUUUGCAUUCAGAUACCGAGACAACGCCCGAUGGAGCUGGUUUGGGGUGUGUGCAGAACGCAAAGGUCCUCAUCGAUUUGAAAGAUGUAAAUAUUUCCUACAGAAAAACGCCUGUGCUCAACAACAUCCACUGGCAAGUCAGGGCUGGUGAAAGAUGGCAUCUUCAAGGCUACAAUGGAUCCGGGAAAACCACCCUCUUAUCGCUAGUGACUGGCGAUCACCCUCAAUCAUAUACCAAGGAUAUCACGCUAUUCGACAAACCUCGCGCUCGCAUUGCCACGACACAGCUUUCGACACUCAUAGGCACUACAUCACCCGAAAUCUCAUCUUCAUUUCCUAGAUCCACAACUCUGACAGCCUUCGACGUCGUCGCUACUGGCUACAUGGGCGUUUACUGCUUCAGACCGACGCGAGAUGAGGGAGAGAAAACACGCGUUUAUCAAAUUCUCCGAGAGUUGGCUCCGGCUGUCGAUCCUAGUGCCUCAUUCACCACUCUCAGUCAGAGUGAAAAAAGCUGCCUGUUCUUAGCGCGCGCGCUAGUAAAUAGAUCUCCGCUACUUAUUUUAGACGAACCCUUCCAGGGCAUGACUGCUCAGGACGUUUACAGGUCGCGCAUGUAUUUGCAAACUCAACUAGGGAGUGAACAAGCGGUGGUUUUUGUCACUCAUUACGAAACUGAAGUGCCUUGGAAGAUUGAUCAAGGUAGAUACAUACGUUUGAGAGAUGGAUUUGUCGAAAAGAUUCAUUAA
This is a messenger RNA of Wallemia ichthyophaga EXF-994, 1521 nucleotides long. RefSeq lists its product as uncharacterized. The transcript has 6 exons. Gene Ontology annotation, molecular function: ATP binding; ATP hydrolysis activity. Lineage: Eukaryota; Fungi; Basidiomycota; Wallemiomycetes; Wallemiales; Wallemiaceae. The record is from RefSeq and is a predicted model, not a curated record. Bases 1 to 1521 code for a protein of 506 amino acids.